Molecule: messenger RNA, 1851 nt
Organism: Striga asiatica
Lineage: Eukaryota; Viridiplantae; Streptophyta; Magnoliopsida; Lamiales; Orobanchaceae
Source: the annotation of a GenBank genome assembly
AUGGCCGCAAAAGGCGAGGGGCCUGCAAUCGGGAUUGAUUUGGGGACCACUUACUCAUGCGUGGGCGUGUGGCACCACGACCGCGUCGAGAUCAUAGCCAAUGAUCAAGGAAAUCGCACCACGCCAUCCUAUGUCGCUUUUGCCGACGGCGAGCGUCUCAUUGGCGAAGCCGCCAUUAACCAGGCCGGCAUGAAUCCCGCAAACACAGUCUUUGAUGCCAAGCGGCUGAUCGGGAGACGAUACAGUGACGCCUCUGUGCAAGCCGACAUAAAGCUGUGGCCUUUCAAGGUUGUCCCGGGCCCCACGGACAAGCCCAUGAUUGUAGUCUCCCACAAUGGGGAGGAGAAGCAGUUUCCCCCUGAGGAGAUAUCGUCCAUGGUACUAACCAAGAUGGCCGCCAUUGCCAACUCCUUUCUGGGCCCCACCCCUGUCCGGGAUGCAGUCAUCACUGUGCCCGCCUACUUUAGCAACUCUCAGAGACAGGCUACCAAGGAUGCCGGUGCCAUUGCCGGCCUCAAUGUCAUCCGCAUUAUCAAUGAGCCCACUGCUGCUGCCAUUGCCUAUGGCCUCAACUACAAGGGAGAGAAGAAGAAUGUGUUGGUCUUUGACUUAGGCGGUGGCACCUGCGAUGUCUCCAUCCUCACAAUAUCAAAGGGUACCUUUGAGGUGAGGGCCACUGCUGGCGACACCCACCUUGGCGGGGAGGAUUUCGACAACCGUAUUGUCGCUCACUUUGCCAAAGAGUUCAAGCGCAAGUACUAUAAGGACCUUUCCGAAAACCCACGGGCCCUACGGAGGCUGAGGACAGCUUGCGAGAGGGCGAAAAGGUUUCUUUCGACCAAUACUAAGACUACCGUGGACAUUGAGUGUCUGCACGAGGGAAUUGACUUCCACUCUAGCAUUACUCGUGCUAAAUUCGAGGAUCUCAACAUGGACCUGUUUGAAAAGUGCGUCGAGCCUGUCGAGAGUUGCAUGAGAGAUGCUGGGGUGGACAAGACUGCCAUCCAUGAUGUCGUUUUGGUUGGCGGCUCGACCAGGAUUCCCAAGGUUCAGAAGAUGCUGCAGUGUAUUUUCGAGGGAAAGGAGCUGUGCAGGAGCAUUAACCCGGAUGAGGCCGUUGCGUACGGGGCUGCCGUGCAGGCGGCCGUCCUAAGUGGCAUAGGGGAUGACAAUGUGCGGGACCUCGUAUUCCUCGACGUGACCCCUCUCUCCCUCGGAGUAAACACCACCGGAGAGGUCAUGUGCGUCGUGGUUCCACGGAACACGACUGUCCCCACCCAGAAGGAGCUUACAUUAAGCACGGGUACCGAUAACCAGACAUCUGUGCCUUUCAAGGUGUACGAGGGUGAGCGAGUGAGGUCAAAGGACAACAACCUGCUGGGGCAGUUCCAGCUGGAGGGAUUCCCAGCUGCUCCGCGGCUUGUGCCCAAGCUGGACGUGUGCUUCAAAAUUGAUGCCAACGGCAUACUCAGUGUGUCGGCCAAAGAGAGGUCGACGGGCAGAACAAACGGGAUGACUAUAACCAACGAAGAAGGGAGGUUGUCGAAAGAGGAGAUUAAUAGGACAGUGUGGGAUGCCGCGAGGCACAGGGGGGAGGAUGAUGAGUACAGGAGGAGGGUCAAAGCUAGGAACAACCUCGAGAAUUACGCUUAUAACGUGAGGAACACGGUCAGGGCUGCAGCCGAGCUGGCGGCGGCCGACAAGAGAAUGGUGGAGGAUGCGGCGGUGUCGGUUAUUCAGUGGGUGAGGGAGAUGAAUUGGAUGAAGGCUAGUGUGGAUGAGAUCAACCAUAGGAUGACGGAACUUGUGCGCAUUUGCAGCCCUAUCAUAAAAGUUGAUAUGGUGUCCUGA